CUAAUAAGAAAAGGAUGAACGAUCCACACGUAUAAAAUAGCUUCGAAUAGUUUUGUCAACACAGCCUUAGGAAACUUAUAGAAACAAAAAUUUUUAGAAAUUAACAUCCAUUUACUUUCCAUACCAUUGUACAUAUACAUAUAUUCACGUUGUUUACCGUCUGUCUAAGGAUAUUUCGUUGGCAGUAGACAAAUGUGGCAGAUGGUGAAGACGAACUUGCACACAUGUCAAGCAUGUCAUAUAUAAAUUAGCUUUACAGAUGUAUCUUUUUGAGUGUGGCAAUGCGCUUUGUGGUCUUUCGGAAAGAAUUUACAAUUUUACUUAUUGACAGACGGUCAGUACAGCGAAGAAUGCAUUAUCAAUUGACAAAUAUAGAGUAGUAAGGAAAUUAACUUUUUCUGAUUUACCAGAGGAAUAAUAAAUAUAAGAGUCCAUAUUGGAAACAUAUAGUCCAGAAGGUGAACUAAUUUUGCUUCUAGUCAUGAAAACAUUGGAGGAUAUUCAAAAUGAAUUUCCCCUGCACUGGCUGGUGUGGAUCAACAACGUAGAUGAGUUAAAACGGGUGUUGAAAACGGAAACGAUCGACAAAGAAAAAGUUGAUAAUCGUGGGAGGACACCUUUAAUGUUAGCGGUAAAAUUAUCACAUUUACAAUGUGUGAAGUGCCUUUUAGCAGCAAAAUGUAACGCCAGCUUUGAACAUGAGGGAUGGUCAGUUGUACAAGAAGCCGUUUGUUCAGGAGAUGAAGCUAUAUUGACGGCUAUCAUAGAAGUCCGCGAUUUGCAACGUCAUGUUCAACGGGUAACGCAUGUACCGAAACUGCUGCAGCACUUAUUAGACGCUCCUGAUUUCUACAUUGAAAUGAAAUGGGAAUUUACAUCUUGGGUACCCCUAAUGUCUCGUCUUUGUCCUAGUGACACCUACAAAGUUUAUAAACGUGGCGCGAAUGUCCGAAUCGAUACCACAUUGCUUGGCUUUGAUAAUAAUACUUGGCAACGAGGGAAUCGCUCCUAUAUUUUCAAAGGAGCAAAAGACUCUGCCGUAAUGAUUGAAAUCGAUCAUGACACUCAUGAAGUCAUGGAGGAACAAAUGAAUAGUGAUAUAGGAGAUAUUGUGGCAAUUCCACCCCCAAUUGGAGCUGUCCGUGCUAGGCUCAAUGCGCCUGUUAUUACGAAUAACAUUGAAAUGGAUAAGAUAAGCUUUGAACGCAACAAAUCAGGGAUUUGGGGCUGGCGUAGUGAAAAGUCCGAGAUGGUAAACGGAUAUAAUUGCAAAGUGUAUGGUGCGAGCAAUGUUGAGUUUAUAACACGCACCCGAAUGGAUCAUUUGAAUGAAGAGCAAAUAAAGAAUAAAUGUGCGCGCACGCCAUUGCAUAGCUUUUUAGGUAUUGCUGAUGAUGAAGUUUCCAGUACACGCUCUAAUGAAGGAAUAAAUUCCAAAGAUCGGACGCCCUCUCCCUCCGUUGAAACAUUGGGUCGGGAGGAAUGUCUUGAAAAUAGUACAGGAGAAGAGAAUGCUAGUUGUAGUUCAGGUACUACUUCACCUAAGUUCGUUAUUACACCAGAGGCAUACUUUUCUGUCGAUGUUGAUUUAAAUGGAUGCGACAUUGGGCGUCCCAAGAAAGUCACAACUAAGGUUCAGAGAUUUAAGGCUAAUUUAUGGCUUUCCGAAGACUAUCCUAUGCGAUUGCAAGAACAAGUUCUUCCUAUAUUGGAUUUGAUGUCAACAAUGGCGAGUCCACAUGUGUCCAAAUUGAAAGACUUUAUUACCAUGCAGCUGCCAUCGGGUUUCCCUGUAAAAGUUGAAAUACCUCUAUUCCAUGUCUUAAAUGCAUGCAUUACAUUUGGCAACGUAUUUGGUAUGACAAGCGCUGUAGAAAAUGUAACGACUAUUAACGAAGACGAUCGCAUAACCUGCAUUGUGGAUGACCGCUGCUUUGAUAUACCAACCCAUUAUUCCAAUAGAGAUGUGGACUUACGACGACAAUUACCUUUGGAGGAAGAUGAUAUGUUACAAUACGCCAUUGAACAAAGCAUGGUACAAACCACGAACAGAGCUGCCUCUAUACAAAAUAUUACAGAGGAUACGGAUAAAGUGGAUAUAUGGGAAGCAUUACGUGGGCAAGGAACCGAUGGAGUUCCAGAUGAAGACGAACAGUUACAGAGAGUUCUACAGGAGUCAUUAUGCGGUGCAGCACAUACUAUUGGGUCCCCAGUGAUAGACGAUGAUGAUGGCGGAUUUCGAUACGUGGAUCCUGAUUUAGCAAUGGCUUUGCGUCUUAGCCGUCAUGAUCAGGAAGAAUAUGAAUUGGCUUUGCAGCGAGAACAAGAAAUGCUUGAGCAGGCCUUGAAGUUGAGUUUGCAGGAGAACUAAUUUUCUGUUUUUAUUCGUGGAUUCACUUGUUGAAGGAAAAACUAACAAAUUUAAUAAACUGAAUUCUCGCUAGUGAAAUAACCUAAUUUUAAAAGCAAGGCAUUAUGUAAGAUUACAAAAUUUGAUUUCAGUGUAUUUCCAGCGAUUGUAAAGAGCUUCAAAAUAGGUGGCAUAUAUUAUGACGGAGAGGUGAUAACAAAAGUUUCUCUUGAAUUCAAGUGUUUGUAAAUUAUAAAAAAAAUGUAUAAAACAUAUUAAAAUUUGGAACAAGAUGAAUGUAUAAAUAAUAUCCAUAUGGGUUAAUUCGCCUUAAUUUAAAAUAAAUACUUCGCCAUUUAUUUAAACAUAGGCCUAUUACAAUCCCAAAGCAUGUAUGUUUGUCCCGGCUUAUCGUGGGAACUAAGUAGUCAAGCAAUCAGGAGGUCGACAUCAGCUCCUUUUAAUAAAACUUUAUUAUAAGCGUUCUUAAUGCGUUGAGUUUUAACAGAUACAUGCUUUGUGAAUUUUAAAAUAUUUAUCAAUUGAACUGAAAAUAUUUUAGGUAUAAAACUUAAUGAAUAAAGCAGUAGAGAUAUAUGUAUGUACAUGAUGAAGAUACUACAUUAAAUCCACUGUAUACAUAACAUAGCCUAAUAAGAACAUUAGAUGUUAAUGAUUUUGUUAAAAAAUAAAAUAUGCAAUAUAAAU
Bactrocera tryoni is the source of this 3058-nucleotide messenger RNA. Its product is annotated as ankyrin repeat domain-containing protein 13D. NCBI's taxonomy places the organism in Eukaryota, Metazoa, Arthropoda, Insecta, Diptera, Tephritidae. Gene Ontology annotation, cellular component: cytoplasm. The coding region runs from base 482 to 2371 and encodes 629 amino acids. The transcript has 11 exons. The record is from RefSeq and is a predicted model, not a curated record. Gene Ontology annotation, molecular function: protein binding.